AUGUUUGUGCUGAGAAUGAAAGCCGAUCUUCGAUACUUGCUGAAGCUGUUGAAGAGUAUUUAUCAACAAAAGUUUNUUUCAUACGCUCAACAACCGUUGAUUUUUAUCAUCCCACCAGGAAAACCAGUGACACAUUUGGAAAGGCUCAUCUCAGCUUUCAGUCUUCAAUCUUGGAUCUGUAUCGGAUUAUUUUACCUGAUCGGAAGUUUAGUGAUAUUAUUUGUUCAGUUGAAAUCUCCUUGCGUUCAAGAAUUUGUUUUUGGGGCUGGCCUGACAAGUCCAAUGUUUAGAAUGUUCUCAGUUUUCAUUGGCGACACUCUCAACAAUUUACCGAAACGAAACUUUGCGAGAUUUCUUCUCAUGAAUUUCAUAAUCUUCACGCUUAUUAUUCGAACUGUUUAUCAAGGCUCAUAUUUUCGUCAAAUGCGAACCUUUAGACAUCAUAAGGAAGUUGCUUCUAUCAAUGAAAUGAUUGAAAACGAUUUUUAUUUCUAUGCACAUGAAGGAAUGAUUGACAUUCUUUUGGGCUUUCCAGCAAUCAGAGAAAGAGUCAGAGAGUUGAAUAGUGAAGAUUUGCCGGAAUUUCUUAAGGAAAUACGAACAAAUGCAUAUUUUAAAGCCGCCUAUGCUGAUGCAUUGUUACAAACAGAUUAUCUCAAUUUCAAGAACUCAAAUGAAUCUCAACACAUUUGCAAGGAAGCUUUUGCGACUAACUUGCCAGUUGUGAUUUACUCAUUGACAGAUUUUUAUCUCUUGAAUGCUUUGAAUGAGAAAAUACUUGAAAUGAUUAAAGCAGGUUUGAUCGAUCAGUGGAAACGUGAAAGCUUUCGUCAGAAUGUUCGACAUGUACAAGAAUCUAUUGAACCAAAAGUUUUAACAGUGGAUGAUUUAGAAGGCAGCUUCUUAAUUCUCAUGUUUGGAUGUUUGCUAGGCUUUAUUGCUUUCCUUUGUGAAAAGUUUUUAUUGUAG
This is a messenger RNA of Clunio marinus, 969 nucleotides long. The record is from the annotation of a GenBank genome assembly. Lineage: Eukaryota; Metazoa; Arthropoda; Insecta; Diptera; Chironomidae.